Messenger RNA from Sorghum bicolor (sorghum), 607 nucleotides. RefSeq lists its product as uncharacterized. The transcript is spliced from 2 exons. NCBI's taxonomy places the organism in Eukaryota, Viridiplantae, Streptophyta, Magnoliopsida, Poales, Poaceae. The coding region runs from base 52 to 429 and encodes 125 amino acids. The record is from RefSeq and is a predicted model, not a curated record.
ACCCACGGUCCAGAUCUACUUGCAUGUCCACAGCGUCAAGUCGUUGCGGAGAUGAGGAGGUCCACAGCUCUCAAGGCGGCGGCGGCGGCGGCGGCGCUGCUGGUGCUGCUCUCGCUGACGGCGGCGUACAUGUCGUACUGGGAGAGGAUGGAGGAGGAGAUCCACGGGAUGUUCAUGGAGUAUAAAGCCCGCUGCAACAAGACCUACAACUCCACCACCGGCGAGGAAGAGUACCGGUACGCGGUGUUCGAGGAAAACUUCCGCCGCGGCUACCGCGUCUCCGUCUGCAUCUUCGGCGACAUGACCAGCGAGGAGGUUAGCGCAUGGAAACCCGGCGCAUUACCCUUCGAAAAAGGCCGAAUUAUUAGGUGGCCAGCGGCAGCAGGUAGUCCUUCCGCCGGUGGAAGAAGGGAGCAAUGGCCGAGGUGAAGUGGUUUCCAGUUAUUGAGGGAAAUGAAGUCUUGAGAUAGCACCAUUCAUGGAGAGAUGAAGCAUAGGUGGACCUGAAUAUGGCUAUUGCAUGUAAUAAAUUUGAGUUGUAAAAUGUAUGCAUUUCCGGAGGAUGAAAUGAGAAAAAAAAAGGUAAAGUCCACUGUCGUUUUCUAAA